This is a messenger RNA of Lathyrus oleraceus (garden pea), 2338 nucleotides long. RefSeq names its product 9-cis-epoxycarotenoid dioxygenase NCED1, chloroplastic. Gene Ontology annotation, cellular component: chloroplast stroma. The coding region runs from base 127 to 1932 and encodes 601 amino acids. The transcript has a single exon. Gene Ontology annotation, molecular function: carotenoid dioxygenase activity. The record is from RefSeq and is a predicted model, not a curated record. NCBI's taxonomy places the organism in Eukaryota, Viridiplantae, Streptophyta, Magnoliopsida, Fabales, Fabaceae. Gene Ontology annotation, biological process: carotene catabolic process.
UCUCCACUCCCCUCAACUCUCGCUCUCUUCUUUAUUCUCAUUCUCAAAACAAACAUUAACUCAAACAAAAACAAACACCAUUCUUUCCUCUACUCUUUUCAAAAUAGAGAACCAAUCUUCUCCACUAUGGCAACAUUUACAGCAUCACCUUCAAACACAUGGAUCAACACCAAAUCUUCAUCAAGGACAAAUUCAAGUUCAAUCUUGUUAAACAAGAAAAGAUCCACCUCUAAAAACACAAUCUCAUGUUCGCUACAAACAACACUCCCUUUCCCAAAAAAAUACCAACCUCAAUCCACGAAUACUACAACAACAACCUUAAUCCCCACAAGAGAAACAAAACCCAAUUUGCCCUCCAACACAAAACCGCUACACAAACAAGAACAAAAAUGGAACCUUCUACAACAAGCCGCAGCCACCGCCCUCGACUUCGUCGAAACAACGUUAAUCAAACAAGAAAGCAAACACCCACUGCCCAAAACCUCCGACCCACGUGUCCAAAUUGCCGGUAACUUCGCCCCAGUACCGGAACAUCCGGUAACCCAAAAUCUUCCAAUAACCGGCAAAAUCCCAAAAGGCAUUGACGGUGUUUACCUCCGUAACGGCGCAAACCCACUUCACGAGCCGGUUGCCGGUCACCACUUCUUCGACGGAGACGGUAUGGUCCACGCCGUUAAAUUCACUAACGGCUCCGUCAGUUACUCUUGCCGCUUCACCGAAACCCACCGUUUGGCCCAAGAAAAAGCCCUGGGCCGGCCCGUUUUCCCUAAAGCCAUAGGCGAACUUCACGGACAUUCCGGUAUAGCCCGUCUCAUGCUAUACUACGCACGUAGCCUCUGUGGGCUCGUCGACGGUACCCACGGAAUGGGCGUCGCUAACGCCGGUUUGGUUUAUUUCAAUAACCGUCUCUUAGCCAUGUCUGAAGAUGACAUCCCAUAUCACGUUCGUGUCACACCUAACGGAGACUUAACCACCGUUUGCCGUUACGAUUUCAAUGACCAACUCAAAUCAACAAUGAUUGCACACCCGAAAGUUGAUCCCGUUGAUAAAAAUCUCUACGCUCUAAGCUACGACGUCGUUCAGAAGCCUUAUUUGAAAUACUUCCGUUUCGAUUCUAACGGCGUUAAAUCACCGGACGUUGAGAUUCCGCUAGCCGAACCAACUAUGAUGCAUGAUUUCGCUAUCACUGAGAAUUUCGUGGUUGUUCCCGAUCAACAAGUUGUGUUCAAAUUAGGCGAAAUGAUUCGCGGAGGAUCACCCGUUGUUUACGACAAAGAGAAAGUUUCUCGUUUCGGUGUUCUGUCGAAGAAUGCCGAGAAUGCUUCCGAGAUGAAAUGGAUUGACGCACCAGAGUGCUUCUGUUUUCAUCUCUGGAAUGCUUGGGAGGAGCCUGAGAAUGAUGAAGUUGUAGUUAUCGGGUCGUGCAUGACACCGGCGGAUUCUAUUUUCAACGAAUGCGACGAGAGUUUGAAGAGUGUUUUAUCGGAAAUUCGAUUGAAUUUGAAGACAGGGAAAUCAACAAGAAGAGCCAUUAUCGAAGAAUCCGAACACAUGAAUUUGGAAGCUGGAAUGGUGAACAAGAACAAACUGGGUAGAAAAACACAGUUCGCUUAUCUCGCUCUUGCUGAGCCAUGGCCUAAAGUUUCCGGGUUCGCGAAAGUCGAUCUUUUCAGCGGCGAGGUGAAGAAGUAUAUUUACGGCGAGAAUAGGUUCGGCGGGGAGCCUCUGUUUUUGCCUAACGAGGAUUCUGAGAAUGAAGAUGAUGGUUAUAUUUUGACAUUUGUACAUGAUGAAAAGGAAUGGAAAUCGGAGAUUCAGAUUGUGAAUGCUGUGAAUUUGAAGUUAGAAGCUUCUAUUCCGCUUCCGUCUCGAGUUCCUUAUGGGUUCCAUGGAACUUUCAUACAUUCGAAAGAGUUGGAGAAACAAGAGUGAGUGAGUUAAUGAGUGACUCAGUGAGUCACCUUAACUCGUUCUGGUCUGUGAGAGGAAAGAUUUUACUGAGGGAUGGUUGCAGAUAUGUCCCCGGAAUCAACUCCUCUGUUUUUUUUACAGCAGCAGAUAUUAUUAUUUUCUGCUUUUUUUUUAAGUUCUUUUUUAUGGGACCAGCUUGUAGCUUUUGGAGGUAGAAAAUGAAGCUCAGCUGGUUUUUUUUUUUAUUUAAAAUUUUUAAUUUUCAGUUGAUGUGAAUGAGAGUAUAAAAAAAUAUAAAAUGAUGAUCACAGUCACAGUGUAGAAUGUGAUAUUAUAGUAUGUGGUUAGUGUCACAGUCACAGUGUAAACUUAUGUUUCAGCACAGUUUUGUGUUGUAAAUAUCAGAUAUCAUGUUUAUAUUUGACUA